AGACAUACUGAGGCAGUUUUUAUACAGUACAGCUAAAGAUAGCAGAAACAGAACGAUGAUAAGGAAAAUGGCUGUUGCGAGCUUGUGUUUCCAUUUGUUUUCCCGAACCAGGCAAGUGACUAUUUAGAAGAAAUAUCUCUCACCGAUGAGCGUAACAGAUGCAUUCGUUAAUCACAUAUACCAGACACAGACGCGAGCCAGUAUCCGCAUUCUCACAAACCAGUCUUUUGAAGAACCCUGUUAAUAUGCCAAGACAUCGUGGAGUGUCGGGGAAAAAAUCCAUUGGCAUAAUAAAUGAAAUGUAUACUCCGUGUGUCGAACUUCAAUCGGUGCGCACGAGUUUAAUAAGUGCGCUUUGAUGUUUCACUGGCGCGCACGGGCGAAUAAAACAAAGCGCGCUGAUAUGAGGGGGAUACCCACUGAAAUGCACUUAUUUCUAAAUGCCAUUUCUUAAAAGGGUUGUGACGUAGCCCGUGUGCGCACACUUUCUAUAGUCUUGACGCAGUGUUUGUUGUGACAGUAUGCGAGGAAGGCUCAGCGCACCGGCUGCACUGUUGCAUGCACGUCGAGUGGUUAAUUAUUUUACCGCAUUCAACUGCAGUUCCCCCUCCACGCACGCACACACACACACACGCACGCACGCUCGCAGAGGAAAAAGGGAAACAAGCUCGACACCUGUGCUGUGUGGAAUACUUUCCACGUCGCCAAAAUGCGCGGAAACAGGAAUAUCGUGUCGGAAGACUGUGAAAAUGCGCCAUGCUGUCUACUUUGAAGACGUUUCCAUCUGCGGACGGAGGUAAACGCAGAACGGAGUGGAUGUAACAACCAUGCACGGACUAAAACCGAAAGGUCUCCUGAAAUGAAAUGAAACGAAUCUAAACCCUUCGGAAUCAUUUCCAACAGUUUACGCGGUCAGCCUUUUUCUUUCACUCAUCCGAUGGGUUUUUGCCUUUGUAGCUCAGCAGAGGGUGUUAGAUCUACCAGCGAGCACCGAGCCGAAAAGUGCAGAGUCUCACAGCGACCGUCUUCGUGACCGGAAAGCGUUCAGCGCGAGCCCGUGGAAGGGAAACUGAGGAUGUAAAAUGCACGGAUUUAUCUGACGGCGACGCGUUGCGAUCAGCGUCGGUGCGGGGUGUGAUUUCAGCACCACGGGAGAAAGAACAGCUCCCGCGCGCGCCGCGGAUAUGUGAAAUGCACAAGGUCAGUUUGAUUUAUAUCGCGCAACGCCGAAUCGUUGAGUUGAGGAUGCUUUGAGACUGUUUCGCGGGCAGCACGAGAUGGGGACGCGAUGAAAAAGAGGUCGAUUUUUCUCAGUCUCCGUCUGGGCAUAGCAUGGAUGUGAUCACAGAGUGCCCUCUGCUUCUUUAGACUGGAGAUAGAUCUCGCUUACUUCCCUGUCGCCGAUCUUAUUCAUGUCUUGAUGUCGGGGAUGAUUUUGGCGUAUUGAAAAUGCUGUUUUGGAUUGUGUUGCUGAAGGCGGCUCUUUGUGUAGCUAUUGGAAAUGUUACAAGAGACGUGUGUAAGGAGCAGAUCUGCUCUUGCAACGCAGUCGAAGGCGACUUGCACAUUGACUGCGAGAAAAAAAGCCUCACCAAUCUGCACCAUUUGACGGGUCCGAGCUCUCAGUUUUAUCACCUACUGCUUCAUGGGAAUUCGCUGUCCAGGCUGUUCCCGAACGAGUUCGCCAACUUUUACAAUGCCGUUAGCUUGCAUUUGGAGAACAACGGCUUGCACGACAUCGUGCCGGGCGCUUUCCUGGGACUGCAGCUAGUCAAACGGCUGCACAUCAAUAACAAUAAGAUACGCUCUUUUAAAAAGAGUACGUUCCUCGGUUUAGACGACCUGGAGUACCUUCAAGCCGACUUCAACCUACUGAGGGACAUCGACCCGUCGGUGUUCAGGGACCUGAGUAAGCUCGAAGUUUUAAUCUUAAACGACAACCUCAUUAGCGCGCUUCCCAUUAACGUGUUUCAAAACGUCCCCAUAACGCAUCUCGACCUGAGGGGGAACCGAAUCAAAACGUUGCCCUACGAGGGGAUUCUAGAGCAGAUACCUGGGAUCGUGGAGGUUCUGCUGGAGGACAACCCGUGGGAUUGCAACUGCGACCUGGUUUCCCUGAAGGAAUGGCUGGAGAACAUCCCGCAGAACGCGCUCAUCGGAAGGGUCAUUUGCGAGGCGCCCACUCGACUGCAGGGGAACGACUUAAACGAAACGGCCGAGACGGAGCUGUGCCCUUCAAAGAACGGCAUGGAUUCGAGUCUGGCCGCGCCACCCACCCAGGACGAGAGCCCCGAUCGCGGCCCCCGUCCCACGCCCUUUAAAACAACCGGCGGGAUGACGGAGUCCCAUAGUGCUGGGGGAGGCCAUCACAGGGGGCGUCCGAAAGCGAGGGAGAAUUGGCAAUUGAAAACCAAGCCCACGGCGAUGGCAACGGGGGCAGUCGAAAGAGACCCGCCGUCCAAUUCGACCUGUCCCCAGUCGUGCAGUUGUAAACUAAUCGGAACCAGGCAAGGUCUCGGGGUUACCUGCGAGGGCAAAAAAAUUGAGAGCGUGGCUAAUCUCAGACCCAAACCGCUGGGCGCGCACGAGUUAAAUCUGCGCGACAACAACAUUCAUAGCGUCAAAAGGAAUCAACUUAGAGGCUACCACAGCUUGAAUUUGCUCGACCUGGGGGGGAACAACAUCAAAGUGAUCGACAAUGGCACUUUUCACAAUCUGACCGAGCUGAGGUGGCUUUACAUGGACAAAAACUAUGUGGAUAUGCUAAUGGCCGAGAUGUUCGUUGGACUUCAAAACCUGGAGUAUCUCAGUUUGGAAUAUAACGACAUACAGCUCGUCAUGCCGGGCACCUUCAGCCCCAUGCCCAGUCUAAGGGUGCUCUUCUUAAAUAACAACUUGCUCAAAUCUCUCCCCGUGGAUGCCUUCUUGGGGGUUUCUUUGUCGAAAAUAAGCUUGCAUAACAAUUAUUUCACACAUCUGCCGCUGCAGGGCGUCUUAGAUCAGCUCAACUCAAUUAUCCAGAUCGAUUUGCACGGGAACCCGUGGGAAUGCUCGUGCAAAAUCGUCCCCUUCAAACAAUGGACAGACAAGCUCGGAGCAGAUGUCAUCGUGAGCGACCUGAAAUGCGAAUCCCCCGAGAGCUUCUGGAAACGGGAUUUCCGACGCAUCAGAAACGAUUUGAUGUGCCCCGAGCUCUACGAAAAGAUCUCCCCCACCUCCCUCUCCAAAAACAGCACUUUCCCCGCAGACACGGGCACGCGCCCCAACUCCUAUCUGGAGCCCAGCAGAGUGUCCAUAUCGGUGCUCGUGCCCGGUCUUCUAUUGGUUUUCGUGACGUCUGCCUUCACCGUGGUCGGAAUGCUCGUCUUCAUACUGCGCAACCGCAAGCGAUCGAAACGGAGAGAUGGGAACUCUUCUGCGUCAGAGAUCAAUUCUUUACAGACAGUUUGCGACUCGUCCUAUUGGCACAGUGGAGCUUAUCACGCGGACGGACCCCAAAGAGGUUACGACUGUGGCACGCACCCCCUCUCCGACAAAUGAUGCUCACCGUGCGCAAAAUACACAGACGGACCCAUAAAUAAAAUGCGUUGCGCGCGUACGUGGCAGUGACAAUGGAAAGCCAACUAUAAACAUUCAGCCUCUGUGGGAAAAUAUCCUAUUUUUUCUUCGCUUCUGUUGAGUGCAGCGUCCAUGAAACACUGCAAUGGGGCCCACUGUUAUAUAUAUAUAAAUAUAUAUGUAUAGAGCCCCCUCUCCCCCUGUAUUUUUCCUACCUGUUCAGACUGCAAACGUGAUGACAAGAAGACGUGAAAAGGUGCACGAGCGCAUGAAUGUAAUGUAAAUAAGGGACUGUAAUAUAUCUGCAUGAUUCGCAUGGUCUCAACACACACUGGGAACCAUUACCACAGUAUCAAGGAAGCUGACGCGACCCUUCUUUCGUGUUAUCAAUAUAUAUAAAUAUAAAACUAUAUAUGACUAUAUUAAAAGUGCCAUUUCUACUAUUUUUUUUUUUGGUCGGUUAGAUUUGUAUUUGCCGUUUUACUUCUCGAAGGCAGACAGGCGCGCGCAGGUGCAGAUGCAUGUAAUUUUCCGUUUUAUCGGUUGAUUGUUGGUUGAUUUGGGGAUUAUUUAUACCUUUUUUUCCCGAGCAGAUUUCUCACGCUAUCUGCCCAGUCAUCUUCUUUAUGAAUGUAAAAUGUGUUUAUCUUAUAGUGUGCCAACUGUUGACAUCUUUGGGAUGCGCAUAAGCGAUUCGAGUCACAGACGUGCUUAUGCUGCGAAAACUCAAUGCAGCUCCAGUGGUUCGUCAUCUUGUGUGUCGAGGAGAUUUUUAAUGGCAUAUUUUUCAGAACGUUCACUUGAAAGGAUUUGGUUUGAUGGGUCGCAGGGUGCACAUAAACUAAGAUGCCUUUAUUUUAAUUUAUUAUGAUCGUUGUUUUUAAGGGAAAUGAAGUAUUCCUUCACAAAAGCAGCCUAUUAUUAUUCACUGUAAGUAUUGUGAGCUUUUGUAAAGCCAUCUAUUUUGUCCAAAUAUGAGAAGGGAACUGGAAAGCUUUGGUACUUGAUAUGGUGUACAUAUAUGAGAAAACAUUGCCUCUAGAUGUCGCUGUUGCCUCUCGAGCCUAUGAAAAUCAUGCUGGGAGGUGAAGUUCAAAUUUGUGUAGGCCAAGCAAGACCUGCUUAGACAUGAUCAACAUAAGUAGGCCUAAGUGAGUCACUGUGAUGGCUCGGAUAGAAUUCGCAGUCGGUACAAAUGUACAGGAAACGAGUUGCACAGCGUUUCCAAAAUGCCAUUUUUACAAACAAGAUGUAUGUGGCGGUGCAAUGCAUUAUUUUAAAUGUCACUCUUGAUAUUCCACUGUAAUGAUUUCACAAGCAAACAGAACAGAAAACAGAAAACACGCUCAAAUAAUGGACCAAGCAGCCAUGCUCAUGAAGAAAACUUAGUUUUUUUACAUUGUUUUUAAGAUCAAAGAUGUUGGCUGAUGCUUUCAAUUGGGUUUACUGAAUAAUACAACAAGCAACAGCGAGCCUGUGAAAUGUCCAUUUAAUAUCCAAAAGCCGUUUCCUGCGGAAAGGGUGGAAAACACGUGCGGUGGAAAUGCUUUUCUCUCUUACCUGUCGGUUUGAUUUAGGUUGCACACAACAAUGUCGGUAGAACCUCAAUUCAACGUCCCGAUGGAGUUGCUGUCAUAUGACAAUGGUUGACUCUAAUGUAGACUCAGGAGAGAUGUGUGUUGUGACUCAUGCUGCACAUAUAUACGCAAAGAAAAGGAAAAAUGCAUCAGUGCUCCCCCCAAAAUUGAAGGGUGACCUUGGGGUCUGUUAUUUCUGUUAUACCGGUUAUGGCUGUCCAUCAUUUCCAAGCAUCUUUCUCUCCUUCUCUUUCUCUCUCGCCCUGCAUUGAAUGGUGAUUAUUUGUCACUCCACUGUGAAAGACUGUACCCCAUUCUGGCUUCUAUCUACUUUAUUUGGUGCAUUUCCCCGACGGUUUGUCUCAGAGUAACAUUUCUAUGCUUUGCUACAUUUGAUCUGCUUCUAUUUUGUUAAAUAAAAUGUGGUGGAGGUUGAGUAAAGCUACAGCGGGUAGAUUCUGUUUUGUUUGUCAAUCUAAUGAUGUCAUCAUCAUCCUCUGAUGUUGAAUGCUGAAACUCUCGGGGUUAUACGUCUUGAAAGGCAUUACAGGUUGAGCACCAGUUGAACGACACAAGCUUACAAACGUAAGGAGAUUGAUGGUGUUAUUGAAUUAAUUCAAUGCUGACGGCACAGAUACAGUGCUGGAUGAAUUCUGGAUAGAUUUCAGAUGUUGUUGCAGAACAUUGGACUAACACAAGACUGUCAUUAUACAAAACUGCCAAAAAUAUAUUCAGAUCUUGCUUAUGAAGAUAAAUGAUGGUUUUAGUAUGGUAAAAGUUUAUUUUGGAUUUUUGGUGAAUUAACAUUGUCAUUGGUGAUACUAUGUGUCUUCCCAUAGUUUUAUUAAGUGAGAUACCGUUGAAUUGGUAGUUGCUAUGGUUUUACUACAAAUACUAUAGUAAAACCAUGAUUUAUUUUCAUAGGGGGAAACAUCACCCUGCUGAAAGAAAAAGUAAAUUCUAAUGGUUUCUAUUACAAAUACUGUUAUGAACCAUCCACUGUUUGCCAUUAAAACCAUUUAGUUGUGUUCCAUUGGAUUGAAUGGCAUUCCACCAGAUAGCAUCGCAGCAAUAAAACCCAACACAAUAUUAUACUAGUAGAAUCUUAAUAUUGACACAAUGCCAAUUGUAGAAAGGGCUAGAACAUAUGUAUCAUUUAAUCACACUGGUUGUUAUGUUUGACAGUGAGAAAAAAUACAAAACAUCACAGAAUGACCAUCAAAAAAAGCCUCACUCUCUGAUGUUUGUGCUGGCAAAACGAUGUCACUUCCUGUGGUUGUCACUAAGGAACUGGCUUUUGUUGAUAUUGUAUUGUAUUAUUUAAGUUUUUGAAGAUGGAAAUCACAUACGGUAGUUUACUUUAAUUCCCAAUUUUGCAACUUCUCGUUUCGUUUCAUAUCCCUUUAAAUCACUUUGUUGUUUUCCUCACUCUUGUAAGUCGCUUUGGAUACAAGUAAACCAGGUAAAUCAUUUUAAUACCCAUAUUGGUUUAAACAGAUGCUCAAUCUUUCUUUGAAUUUAUCCCUGUAACCCAUUCUGUAUAUGACACUGAAGACCAACACAAAGUGUUUUAAGGUUUAUUUAACAAGUGCGGGUGUAAGAUAUAUACACAAAAAGUCAGAAUAACUCUUGUUUGCAACUGGCAUGUCGGAGACAGUAUUGCACUGCUGUUUUGCAUAUUUCUUUGAUGUGAAAAUAUAGGUCAUACUCUUAAGGCAACGUUUUCAUCAUCACUGUUGAAACACACUCCGAUUCGCUGAAACAACAAACUGUGAACUCACAAGCAAGGACAUGCAAAGUCAUUUUUUGAAGUUUAAAUACGUAUCUCCAAACUUUGAGGCGGUAAUGUUGAUUUUCUGGGUUGAUAAAUAGAAAAUAAAUCAACGUUCUGAAUGAAACCCAACAGGGACAUGAACUCAUGAAUGGUCUGCUUAACUACAUCAUCUCAUCGUGUUGGAUUAAAAUGAUCCGAUUGUCAGUAAGCAAGUAUCAUCCAAGAUUCUGUUCUUUAAGCAUUGCUUCAAUGUUGUACAUCGUGAAGCAUCCAUCCCUCUGGUGAGAGCCACUCAUCUCUGUGGUUUCCUGUUUUUCCCACCUUAACAAAUGAAGUCCCGUCACCUCCUGCCAGAGCAAGAAACCCCCUCUCUCUCUCUCACGGGCGGUUCUUGUCGAUUUUUUAACAGGUCCCUCAUUCUUCAAUGGCAGGGGAGUUUUACAGUCACUUUUUUCACCUGAGAAAAUAUAAUUGGUCUGUUAUGCAAUAAAUAAACACUUUCAAUCACAUUACGUGGCCUACAUGCCGGUGUGGCGCGUUCAGAACUCAAAUCAAGCCUGGUGGAGGCCCAGAGAAAACACGGUGCAUUAUAACAUCAGUUCUGCACCUGAGGUUUUAGAAUUUGCAGAGCUAGUCUGAAGUGGGCCAAGGUUACACUAUACUGUACACAAUUCAACCUAAAAACUGUAGUUCAAAAACUGACUUACAUAUGUAUUCUAAAUCAAAUUGGCUUUACAAGUCACUUAAAUGUAUAAGUUACACAAAAUAAAAGUCAGUUUAAUGUAUAUAAGUUAGAUGACUUGUUUUAAGGCAGUUCAGUUUAACAUCAAAUUAAGGCAGCUUCUAAACUAGUCUUUUUAACAAUAAUGUUUACAAUGUACUCAAAUGCAACGUGUCAGAAGAAGAUCAGAUUUAAAUGCUUUCAGUUUGAAUGGACAGAUACAAGAAGCAUUGUCUAAUCUGUUUAUAUUUUUAUUGUGUAUAUGUAAUAAUUAUUUUGUAUUUAAAAAGAUAGAAAGCACUGUAGGUAGGUAGGUUUAGGUAGGGGGUCUACAUACACUUGUAAAAUGCUUCGCUAUUGAGUAACAACUAUUGGUUCAUUUAUAACCCUAUACGGGUUAUAUAUAUAUUUGACCAAACAAUGGGAUUAAAACAACCCAGAUUUUUUCCCAAUGUUGUAUUUAAAAUACUCUACAAUCAAGUUUUUAUAAAUCAAGAUUUUAUAAUGACCCAAAAAGUAUAUGGACUCUGUUGCACUCUACAAAAUAAUGCGUUAUAUAAACCCAGAAUCGGGUCAAAAAUAGACAAACCUAACAGUUGGGUUAUAAAUGAACUGAAUUAAUUAUUUCAAUUGAUGUUUCAACUGAAUAUGCUGGGUUUUAACCCAAUGUUCGGUCAAAUAUAAACAUUUUCCUGGUUAAUUUAACCCAAGGGUUGGGUUUGUCCAUUUUUGACCCAACGAUGAGUUGAAACAACCCAACAGUUUCAAAGAAAUAUUUUUGUUUAUGCAAAUAGACAACUGAUCACAUUUCAAUAAAUGUACACUGUAAAACAUCCUUGGUUGUUUUAAAUCAUGAUCUUAUCCAUUUUUAGGACUGUAUGCUUUCUUUAUGCCUCAAAAUAAUUUUUCCUCUAAGGUUAAAAAGAAUCAUAUUUAAUUUACACAAAAAGACCAAUAUUAUCCCAGUUGUACUAAGAGUAUCAUGAAUUUCAAACAUUUUGUUUUGAUGAGGUUAUUUCAGGCAGUGCUUAAAAUGGGCUGCAGGUUCAUUCACGCUGAAAAAAAGAUUUGACGACUGCACUGGAUUACAAACAUAUCAAACCAACAUGCAUUUAUGAUUUAAAAAAAGGAACCUUGAUCUAAAGACACUGAUUACGCUUGGACAUACAGACGGUGAAUGAGACCGUGACAAACUCAUGAGCAUUUCGGGUCUACGCUCCUCCAAGGUGUGUUUGUUCCCUUUACGCUCUGAUUGAACGCCUCGUUGAUUGAUUUUUGCUAUUUUUCCCCCUUACCAUCCCAGCACUAAUGGGAUUCAAAGGAUUUGGGUUUGGUCCUUGAUGACCAAUGAAUCAAUAAAUUGUUCAGCAAGGACAAACUGAUUGUUUCUUUCGAGCUAUGCAUCUUAGCCCAAGAAGAUCUAAAGGUGCAAGUACUGUGUCGAAUGAGUUGGUGCUGUAUAUACUGUAUACUGCAUACAUGAAAGUUGAAAUGCUUUCAUUGUCUAUUCUGAUAUUUUAUUUCAGAUGUGUUAUUUGUGGUAGAGCAUUGCUUACGUAUGUUGAGUCACCUCAACCACUUGAGCUUCUCUCAAGAAUGGUCCUGCCACGUACAUUUUCACCGAGCAUUCUGUUUUGCAAUGAAUGUCAGAAUCAUUAAUGCAUGCUGGUUUGUGAGGUUUCUGGCGGCUUUCCCCACUCUAAUCCACCGCUGCGAGCUGUUUUCCACAAAAGGAGCCAACCUCAUUUCACAGGACUCAAGCAAAGGCCUUAGAUGCCUUUUUGAGAGCCAUCAAGUUCAAGAUGAGAGUAAGGAAUUGCUCUGUGCUGAAGUGCUGGUGCGCGAGGUAUGAAGAUCAUAGGAGGGCAGAACAUUAAGCCGAGGGUCUUUUAUGAGGUUGGCCGUGGAGGCAGGUGCUUCUGAUGGUGGUGGCUUUUAUAUUGGCGAUCAGCGGUCACAGCUGUUGGGACCUUCAAAAGUAAAACAUUAAAAAAAAUUUGUAAAGCUGUUUUCCAAUAAUGCACAUUCAUUCAACGGAAUUGAAAAUUAAUGAAUAUUUUUGAUUAUUAUGAACACUUAUGAUAGCGAAAAAAGUAAAUAUGUAAAUGUUGUAUAUAGAUUAAAUUUACAUUUAGUCAUUUAGCAGACGCUUUUAUCCAAAGAUUAUUCUUUUUUUUUAAAGAAAUUUGUCAUUAGACUCAUCAUAAUAAUGCUAGGAGUGGAUUCCAUGACGUUUAGUAUAUGCUUGCUAGGUAGUUAUACCAGCAAAAGACUAAAGAUGCAUCCGAAAUCACAUACUGUGACAGUACGUACUAAAUGUGAAUAAGUACCUACCUAUCGACCGUUAAAUCAGUACGUUCUAUACAGUGGCGUCGCUAGGCCCUUUUUAGGUGGGCUUUAGCCACCCUACAUUUCUAGCUUAGUCCCCCUAAAAUUGUGAGUAAUUAUGUAAUUUGUACAGGAAUUCGAGAUUGCUUUUAAAGGUCUCCUCAGACGAGCACUUUCAACAAGUUGGUAUGAUUUAUUAGGGUCUUCAUGAAAUGUCUGGAACAUAUUUCACUCAAUGGCUGUGUAAACAAAACCCUUCUUGCCUCGUCAAAAACAGCUCUGCUCCCAGCAACCUGUUUUGGUGCAUGUCUCUUUAACUGAUAAUGAGUUACAGCGAACCCCACCCCCUACUGUCCAGUGGGUCAACACAACACACGUGUAGUGGCAAUGCUUUAGCUAAAUGAUAUUUCCUGAAUUCCUUUGCGGUUAGUUUCGUCUUAAAUGUCUCAAAUCAUUCGUCCGGAGACAAAAAAAUCAGUCACAGCAAACAGCGCAUCCUAAUGCGCUUACGUUGUGCGUGUAUUUGUUGUAGCGGAAUUACAUGUGCAUAUGCUCUUUGACCUAUGACGUGUUAACAACAACCUAGGCGUUGGUGAAAACAUAAUUGUCACGAGAAAUUCAUUUGUAUGUACUCACAUUUGAGAAACGGACAUCUGCCUAAACGUUUUCACGCUAUUUUUAUUUGAUUAACUUUUACAUUUGACUGUUGCUCAGCUCCCGUGGCAUCAUGGGAUAGGUGAUUCUCACGAAACCACUGAAAUAUCAUGGCAGUAAUGAUUUACAUGAUAAAACAUCCAAUUUGGUGAUACAAAAAAUGGUCACAAUAAAGAUAAAUGUGUUCUCUACAUUGGACAAAACAUAAUUUUGACAUAGGAAUUAAUUAUUAAUGUAUUUUAUUGCUUUUUCUGCUAAAAUUCUCAUAACCGUAACGCAUCCCUAUUUGUCUGAGUGCAUUAUACAGUAUGUUGUAAUUUAAACCGAGUGAAAUUAAAAUAUUGUGAAAAAAACAAUUGGAUGUUUUACUAGAUGUUCUUAAAUGACAAAAAAUGACCAAAACAUGAUUAACAGAUAUUCUUAUCCUCCGUAACGUUUAAAAAAAAUGUUAUGUGAAGAAAACCCAAAUAACAAGUUUAAUCGAUAUAUUCUCGGCACACAAACCGAAUGCGCACGCGUCGAAGUGCUCUCGUGAAGUGCACCAUAGACUGACAAGACUAAAGUCUUAAAGUCGUUAUUUUGGUUUAGUUUUCGAACAUAAAGUAUUGUCGUCGCUUCAAAUUUUUUUUAUUGAGCCACUAUGAGCGGAUCGACCAUUUAACGAAGUACUUUUCUGGACCUUGACAAAAACUAUAAACAUGAGGCCUGGAAAUCUCUCGGAUGUCACCUAAAAUAUCUUUAUUUGUGUUCUGAAGACAGCGAGAGGUCUCAAAACAUGUUUAAUGUCAUGUGGGCGAGUAAAAAAUAACACAAUUUUGAUUUCAAGGUGAACUGAAAGGUGAACUGAAAGACAUUUUUCAUGUAUACUAUUCUGUUAAAAUAUUAUUCAUUAAUGUCUUAUUAUGUAGGAAUAAUAAAAACUU
This is a messenger RNA of Triplophysa rosa, 11535 nucleotides long. RefSeq names its product SLIT and NTRK-like protein 1. Gene Ontology annotation, biological process: regulation of presynapse assembly; positive regulation of synapse assembly; axonogenesis. NCBI's taxonomy places the organism in Eukaryota, Metazoa, Chordata, Actinopteri, Cypriniformes, Nemacheilidae. Gene Ontology annotation, molecular function: protein binding. The transcript has a single exon. The record is from RefSeq and is a predicted model, not a curated record. The coding region runs from base 1450 to 3540 and encodes 696 amino acids. Gene Ontology annotation, cellular component: postsynaptic density membrane; GABA-ergic synapse; glutamatergic synapse.